This is a messenger RNA of Diceros bicornis minor, 3277 nucleotides long. It is a transcript of the gene SLC29A1, whose product is annotated as solute carrier family 29 member 1 (Augustine blood group). The transcript has 14 exons. Gene Ontology annotation, cellular component: plasma membrane. Gene Ontology annotation, molecular function: nucleoside transmembrane transporter activity. Lineage: Eukaryota; Metazoa; Chordata; Mammalia; Perissodactyla; Rhinocerotidae. The coding region runs from base 1258 to 2628 and encodes 456 amino acids. The record is from RefSeq and is a predicted model, not a curated record. Gene Ontology annotation, biological process: nucleoside transmembrane transport; uridine transmembrane transport.
UUUGUUGGCCGAACUCGUUUCCCUGGCCUCUUCUUCAUGGGCGCGACCUCAUUUACUCCCAAAGAGAGGGCAAGGACACACGCACCCCAGGUUUUCUUCCCAGGGAAGAGCAGUGGUGGGUGAGGGCUCGUCCCACCCUUGCCCCUCGCGCCUCUGGAAGCCGCCCCUUUGCCAGAUCCAUCCUCUCGGUAACCUCCAGACCCUCCCACUUGUCCCGCUGUCUGUGCGAGCUCUCCAUGCCAAGAAAUGUGUGUAAUAGGAUAGGACACUCAUGUCAGGUUGGAGAUGACCUCGACUCCCACCUUCUUUUCUCCCUUAGUUGGAGUAGAGUACCCCCACCUCCCAGUAUAGCACAGGGCUAGCUGGGAAGCAGCCUUUGUACCUCCCUUCCCACCCCAGAAGGAGCCUAGAAUAAGCUACUCCUUGAGUUUAAAUUCCAGCUCACCCAGUCACCAGCUCUGUGACCUUAGGCAAGUGACUCAACCUCUCUGAACCUCUGCUGCCCCCAUCUGUUCCAUGGAGACAAUUUAGUACUAGCUUAUGGGUGGCUGUGAGGGCAAGGGUAGCAGGUGGCUCCAUAUAGGAUCCCCGGGGAGCAGAGAAUUUGUUGCCACCACAAGGGUGUGUCUAGAAGCAGGGGUGCAUGAGAGGUGUUAGGGGCCUGGGAGUGGGGAGGUGCUUAGUUUGGUGGCUGCUUUCAGUGCCCUGUCUCGGCAGGCCAAGGCAUGGCUGGAAGGACACCAGAUGCUCUGAGCUGGUAUCAAAUCCUGGGUUACUGCUGGGCAAAGGCAGAUGAGAACCAAACACCUGGACUGGGCAGCUGAAUGUCAAGAUGUGGGCAGGGAGAGGGGCUGCCCCUGCAUUGAACUGUGCACAAGACUGGGAUGGGGACUGCUGGGAACAGAGAGCAGAGGUGUCACUGGGGGAGAGGGCAGAAAUAAAUACUUCUCUGAGCCUAAGGCAGAUUUACUAAGGAAGGGAGAUCCUCUAUUCUCUCCACCCCAGCCACCCAUCUGGGUUGAAACUGCAUCUGCUCUUUAUUGCCAGGAAUCUUGCCUGUGGGGAUAGGGGCUGGAGCACAGGAUAUGCCGAGGAGGAGCUCAUGGACCAGGCCUGCUGCCUGAGCCGGAGCUAGGACCAGCUUCAAGGGACUACCCAGGCCCGCUCUGCUCCGACCCUUCUGCUGGCAAGUCUGGGCAUCUGCAAGCCUCAGAGGAAGGGAGCUGUCGGCCAGGCAAAACCAAGAACGCCGUCACCAUGACAACCAGUCACCAGCCUCAUGACAGGUAUAAAGCCGUCUGGCUUAUCUUCUUCAUGCUGGGUCUGGGGACGCUGCUCCCCUGGAACUUUUUCAUGACAGCCACUCAGUAUUUCACAAACCGUCUGGACACGUCCCAGAAUGUGUCCUUGGUUGCUGCUGAACCGAGCAAGGACGUCCAGGCCUCGGCCAUCCCCUCAGCAGCCUCUCCAGAGCGGAAUUCUCUCAGUGCCAUCUUCAACAAUGUCAUGACCUUAUGUGCCAUGCUGCCCCUGCUGCUCUUCACCUGCCUCAACUCCUUCCUGCAUCAGAGGAUCCCCCAGGCUGUUCGGAUCCUGGGCAGUCUGGUGGCCAUCCUGCUGGUGUUCCUGAUCACUGCCAUCCUGGUGAAGGUGCACCUGGAUGCUCUGUCCUUCUUCGUCAUCACCAUGAUCAAGAUCAUGCUCAUUAAUUCGUUCGGUGCCAUCCUGCAGGGCAGCCUCUUUGGUCUGGCCGGCCUCCUGCCAGCCAGCUACACUGCUCCCAUCAUGAGUGGCCAGGGCCUGGCAGGCCUCUUCGCCUCAGUGGCCAUGAUCUGUGCCAUUGCCAGUGGUUCGGAGCUGUCAGCGAGUGCCUUCGGCUAUUUUAUCACAGCCUGUGUGGUUAUCAUUUUGACCAUCGUCUGUUACCUGGGCCUGCCCCGAUUGGAAUUCUACCGCUUCUAUCAGCAGCUCAAGCUCGAAGGGCCUGGGGAGCAGGAGACCAAGUUGGACCUCAUUAGUAAAGGAGAGGAGCCAAGAGCAGGCAAAGUGGAGUCCGAAGUUCCAGCCCCCAACUCUAAGCCCACCAACAAAAGCCACUCUAUCCGAGCCAUCCUCAAAAACAUCUUAGUCCCGGCUCUCUCUGUCUGCUUCGUCUUCACGAUCACCAUUGGAAUGUUUCCCGCCGUGGCCGCAGAGGUCAAGUCCAGCAUUGCGGGCACCAGUGCCUGGGGACACUACUUCAUUCCCGUGUCCUGUUUCUUGAUUUUCAAUAUCUUCGACUGGCUGGGCCGGAGCCUCACAGCCGUGACCAUGUGGCCUGGGAAGGACAGCCGCUGGCUGCCAACCCUGGUGCUGGCCCGGCUGGUGUUCGUGCCCCUGCUGCUGCUGUGCAACGUCCAGCCGCGCCGCUACCUGACGGUGGUCUUUGAGCACGACGCCUGGUACAUCUUCUUCAUGGCGGCCUUCGCCUUCUCCAACGGCUACCUUGCCAGUCUCUGCAUGUGCUUCGGGCCCAAGAAAGUGAAGCCAGCUGAGGCAGAGACAGCUGGAGCCAUCAUGGCCUUCUUUCUGUCUCUGGGCCUGUCGCUGGGGGCUGUCUUCUCCUUCCUGUUCCGUGCAAUUGUGUGACCGUGGAUGGACAGAAGGACUGCACUGGCUGCAUGCUUCUGCCCCCUUCCUUCUCCUUCAGGGAUGGGCAGGGGUGGUCUGGAGGUUUUCUCUUCUAGCCAACUUGUGCUUUUCUCACGGCCUGUGCUGGGCCCAGGUAUCUGGGCCCUGAGGAGGGAGCCUCUGUGGAUGGACAGUGAGGACACUGUGGGCCUGAGGGUCAGAGUUGAGGCAGGGGACGCAGUCUGCAUCUGCUCAAGUCCCCCCACACUUGAGGGCUGUGACUGAGCCCUGCUUGAGCAGGGCAGCAGAGGCUCCUAGGCUGAAUGUGAGAGAGAGAGAGAGAGAGAGAGAGAGAGGGAGAGAGAGUGUGUGUGUGUAUCUCUCUGUGUGUAUGUCUGUCUGUGUCUGUCUGUUCAUCUGCCUGUUGCAGGGGUGGCUAGGGGCCAGGACUGUCUGUUCUGAAGUCCUGUCUGAUAUUUCCACCCCUCUUCUCCUGGGUGCCUCCUCCCCCCACCUCUCCAUGUCCCUCCCCUGCUCCCUACGCCUUGUUCCUACCCGUCAUGCGCCCUGUGCAGUUGCUGUUUUACUGCCUUUUUUAUACUCAACAGAAACCAGGUGCCUUCAGAGGCUCUCUGUUUAAAUAAACAAUUUUUUUUUCCUCCAUGGA